UUGUAUGGAAUAUAUGUAUAAAUGCAAUUGUUAUUAGUUAAUGUGUGUUACAAUAAUUUUAAAAUUAGACGUAACGCUUAACUUUUUAUUUUAAAAUAAUCAAACGAAUAUGAACAGGGGAAAUGAACGAAUUGGUACUAUUGUUUCCUACAAUUUCCAACUGUACAUACCACGUGUAACCCAAUAUGUACACGCGUCAAAACAGAGGCCGCCACAGUUACAUUAUAGCAGUGAUCAGUUAACCUAAUAUGAUUUAAGUUUUGAGUAGUUGUAACGAGUUUAGAGAGACUGAAUUACUAAUAUAAAAUUAACUCAAAUAAUCUAUAAAAUAUAUUAUCAAUUAAAGUUAAUAUAAAAUAAAACGAUGAAUCGAUUUGUAGUAUUUUGUAUUCUGAUAACCAGUGGAAUUUCUGGAGUUUUUAGUGAAACUUGUCAAAAACCUGAGGUUGUUGCAUCUGCAUAUGUUACAGAAGAUGCUACGAUUUUGACAAAUGUUGCAUUUACAACACAAUUUAUGCUGAAGUGUAGUAAUGGUGUGAAAGGUAUUACAUUGUAUGCUGAAGUUGAUGGCAAAUCAUUGCCUGCUGCCAGAUUAAGUUCUGAUAACAAGUACCAGGUAUCGUGGACAGAAGACAUCAAGAAAGCACGUUCUGGAGAUUACAAUAUAAAAUUAUAUGAUGAGGAAAGAUAUGCAGCUAUACGCAAGGCAUACAGAAAUGGAGAGGAUCCAAGCAGUGUGAAGCCUUUAGCUGUAGUAGUACUUAAUAACCCAGGCAUCUAUCUAGGACCCUGGGUUAAUUCUGAACUUCUUGCUGCCCUUUUAGCAGCUUUAGUAUCUUAUUCUGCUUUUUCUUCUAAAUUCAAACUCCUUGCGUGAAUAGUUGUUUCAUAAAUAAUAAAUAUUUUAUAACAAUAAACAAUAAUAUUAAUAAUGUUAUUAUGUUUCACUGUCAUUCAAGACUUAUCUAAAAUAUAGUUUUUUUAAUUUAA
Megachile rotundata (alfalfa leafcutting bee) is the source of this 990-nucleotide messenger RNA. RefSeq names its product Translocon-associated protein delta (gene Tapdelta). The record is from RefSeq and is a predicted model, not a curated record. NCBI's taxonomy places the organism in Eukaryota, Metazoa, Arthropoda, Insecta, Hymenoptera, Megachilidae. Gene Ontology annotation, cellular component: endoplasmic reticulum; membrane; endomembrane system.